AUGCCCAUGAACGUUCUUCUAGCAGGAAUCGACACGUCUGCAAUUACAAUGACAUGGGCAAUGGCAGAACUUGCUAGAAACCAUAGAGUGAUGAAGAAAGUUCAAUCUGAAAUCAGAAACCAAAUGGGUAACAAAUCCAAGAUCAGCUUGGAUGACACAAAUGAGCUAAAUUAUCUGAAGAUGGUGAUAAAAGAAACAUGGAGACUACAUCCUCCAGCACCUCUUCUUGUCCCAAAAGAAGUAAUAUCUGAAUUUGAGAUCAAUGGCUACACGAUCCAACCCAAGACAUUGCUUCAUGUGAACGUUUGGGCUAUAGGGCGUGAUCCUGAUACAUGGAAAGACCCAGAGAUGUUUCUACCAGAAAGGUUUAUUGAUAGUAACAUUGAUACAAAGGGACAGCACUUUGAGUUGUUACCGUUUGGGGGUGGUCGGAGAAUCUGUCCUGCGAUUUACAUGGGAACAACAAUGGUGGAGUUUGGUCUUGCAAAUAUGUUGUAUAAUUUUAACUGGGAGUUACCAGAAGGCAUGGUGGUUGAAGAUAUCGACAUGGAAGAAGCUCCUGGUCUCACAGUCAGCAAGAAAAAUCAUCUUCUACUUGUUCCUGUUAAGUACUUGAACCGUUGAUCGCUUAAAGUACGUUCUUGAUCGAUUGUACCUUUUUAAAAACAGAACAUGCAAGAUCUUUUGUUCCUUUGUGUGUUGUCUUAUCGAUCGACGAAUUGUUCCUCGAAGUGUUUAAGAGAAUUUCCAAUAUUAAUAAUUUGUUUAUGUUUUGUAAUUUCGGUUUAUGUACAAAUAUCAAAUAUGUGUAUAUAGUUUAAUAUUGUAUCUUCAA
This is a messenger RNA of Thlaspi arvense, 835 nucleotides long. Lineage: Eukaryota; Viridiplantae; Streptophyta; Magnoliopsida; Brassicales; Brassicaceae. The record is from the annotation of a GenBank genome assembly.